This is a messenger RNA of Dendrobium catenatum, 16928 nucleotides long. Its product is annotated as midasin. Gene Ontology annotation, molecular function: ATP hydrolysis activity; ATP binding. The record is from RefSeq and is a predicted model, not a curated record. The coding region runs from base 374 to 16609 and encodes 5411 amino acids. Gene Ontology annotation, biological process: ribosomal large subunit assembly; rRNA processing. The transcript has 77 exons. Gene Ontology annotation, cellular component: preribosome, large subunit precursor; nucleus. Lineage: Eukaryota; Viridiplantae; Streptophyta; Magnoliopsida; Asparagales; Orchidaceae.
UUAGUCGGCUUCGUUGUUUCACAGGUGUUGCCGUAGAGUUGCAUGCGUUGCUUGUUCGGCUCCUUCGUGGCUGUUCUGACUGCGCUCCUUCUCCCUUCCUGUCGGUUCGAAAGUUACGACAUUUUGAUCGGAAGCAACAACGGGAGCUCGCUGUAACUUUGUCCCUUUCGCGCGCUUCGUCGACCAAAUCCCGUAAAUCCGCCGAACGGAGGGAUUUAGUAAAUCUGGAUAAAUCCGGGAUUUACCCAUCGCUGUAAUUUAACGCGCGGACAAAAAUCGUUUGGCUGGAUUUAGCGUAAAUCCGAUUUAAAUCCCGCUGUAAAUUCGAUACCAAACAGCUUCAGUAGGAUUUAAAGUUGAUUUUGGGAACGCAAUGUCUUUUUGCUGUGAAAAUGCUCUUCUCCGUUUUCUUGCCAGAUGUCCACAACUUCAGUCCAAUCCCAAGUUUGUCGGUCUCGUGCAGAAGGGGCGGAACCUUUCAGAGGAAGACUUGGUAGCUGUCGUAACUAUUCCCUUUCUACACCCCAACUAUACAAUCCGGGCAAUGGGAUGUUUCCGCCCACUUUGUCGACAGAUUAUGCAGAGGGCAGUGGCGAAGCUGCAUAGUGUGCCGAACUUGGUGUUAGAAUUUGGAGAAGAUGAUGAAGAAAUUGGAAAUGAAGAUAUGGAUGUGAUCGACUUCUAUGUUAGGAGGAGAAGGGGUUUGAGACUUCACGAGCUUGCUUGCUUGGCCUUUUGCAGAGCUAUGGAUUUGGCCCCUUUCUUAUUAACGUAUCUGUUAACUUAUUUUCAGUUUGCACCAGCUCCCUUCAGACGCCUUUUGUCAGUGGAGAAAGCAUUGUACUUCACAGAAAAGAUUGAUAUCAGAAUUGUUGACAUAAUUCGCGUAUCUUAUCGGCUGCUGCUCUUGGACCCCAAAGUUUUUUCUGAACUAUGGGAUUGGUCUGCUUUUUAUGAUCUGGUGCAGCAUGUUAACUGUCCCCAGAUAGAAACUGCAGAUCCAGUAUUUAAUGAUUUAUUGGACAUUAGGUGGUGUGUGAUACAGGUAUUGUCGGUUGUUAUGCGAACAAGUGAUAGAAUUAUUGCUAAUCUUGGCAUGGGGGCAGAGGAAGCUUUUAUGUGCUUACUUCGCUGGCAGGAGUAUUGUCAGGACACGUCACUUGAAAAAGCUGGUUGGUACCUAAAAGAAGCUGAAGUGACACAUGAAACCAAUAAUAAUGAACUAUCAAAUCAUUAUCAAUACAUUAAUUUUUUUGAUUGGUCAUAUUCUUUUGAUAAUGGCUCUCGAAGGAGCCUCGAGAAUAUGGUUUCAUGUGAACAUAAGCCAUUGACUGGGAAUUUUGUCUUGACAACUGCUGUGAAGAGGAGCUUUGAGAUGGUUUUGAUGGCAGCCAGUCAAAAAUGGCCUGUACUACUUUAUGGCCCUGCUGGUUCUGGAAAAACUGCAUUGAUUAAUGAUUUAGCACUUAAAAGUGGAAGUAGAGUUUUAUUUAUUCACAUGGAUGAACAAAUGGAUAGCAAAUCACUUAUUGGAAGUUAUGUUAGCUCAGACCAGCCUGGGGAAUUCAAAUGGCAACCUGGAUCUCUUACGCAGGCUCUUUUGGGUGGCUUUUGGGUGGUAUUUGAAGACAUUGACAAAGCCCCUAAUGAGAUACAGUCAAUUAUAUUACCUUUGUUGGAAGGCUCAAGUUCGUUUGUUACAGGCCAUGGCGAGGUGAUAAGCGUUUCAGAAAGAUUUCGUUUGUUUGGUACAAUAUCAACCUCAACACAUGAAUUUCGUCAAACAACUGAAGGAAGGCUUUCCCUUAGCGUCUUUUGGAGGAAAGUCAUGGUUCGGGCUCCCAGUAGAGAUGAUAUGAUUGAUAUAAUUAAUGCAAGAUAUCCAAUUUUAGACUUCUUAUCCUCACAGCUUGUUGAUACAUUUGAGCGGGUCAACUCUGUUGUUUCUUAUCAAAUAGGAGUCAUGUCAGCUUCUGCUUUCAAUAGAUUCUCUUUAAGGGAUCUUCUCAAAUGGUGCAAGAGAAUUGCAGCGUUGCCUCUUAACUUGUUUGCCUUUGGCUUAUCAUUAUCAGAUUCAGAAAAUAUUUAUCAAGAGGCUGUUGAUUUGUUUGCGGCUUUCUUGCCCAUGUCUGAAAACCGUUCAUUGUUGAUCAGAGAAAUUGCUAACUUAUGGAGUGUUCCUCUUGAAGGGGCAAUGUUGUACCCUUCAAACAAGCCAACCCUUCAGAUGCGGCUAUCACGCCUUCAAGUUGGGCGAGUUGCACUCCAGCGUGUUAAAAGAAUUGAUAUUCAUGAUAGGCAGCCUUUUGUUAGUAUUCGUAGUGCUCUACAGUCACUUGAGCGAAUAGCUUGUUCCGUUAAGUACAAUGAACCGGUUCUUCUAGUAGGUGAAACUGGAACAGGAAAGACAACGCUUGUACAGAAUCUGGCUAUGAUGCUUGGGUACCCUCUGAUUGUUAUGAACUUAAGCCAGCAAACUGAUGUUGCUGAUCUGCUGGGUGGCUAUAAGCCUACUGAUGCACAGUCAAUAUGCAUGCCUCUUUAUCAUGAAUUCAAGGAGUUGUUCUGCAAGACUUUUUCCAAGAAGGAUAAUGAAGCUCUGCUUCGCCAGUUUGAGAUAUUCAUAUUAGAAAAGAACUGGAAAAAAUUACUGCAUGCUUGCCAGAAGUCGGUUCACUUUGUCCAGAAACUGUUGGCUAAAACAAGAGAAUCUGGCUGUGGCUCGAAGAGAAAGAGGCCAUUGAUUGAAGAGACAGUUCAAAAGUGGGAGUCAUUGUCUUUGGGGCUUGACGGUGCUCUUAAGAAGAUUAGUGUCUCUUCAGCAAUGUCUUUUAAAUUUGUGGAGGGUGCUUUUGUAAGUGCUUUAAAAAGUGGGCAGUGGCUUUUGUUAGAUGAAGUAAAUCUUGCUCCGCCAGAAACACUGCAGCGAAUUAUUGGUGUCCUUGAUGGAGAUCUUGGUACUUUGUGUCUUGCAGAGAGGGGUGAUGUAGAUUAUGUUGAACGUCAUCCUGAUUUUCGUUUAUUUGCCUGCAUGAAUCCUGCCACUGAUGCUGGAAAGAGGGAUCUUCCAUUUGCAUUCAAGAGUCGGUUUACUGAAUAUUUUAUUGAUGAUGUUUUUGAUGAUGAUGAUCUAAUUCUAUUUGUUAAUCAAUACCUGGGUGAAGGUAACGCCACAACUGAAUUGUCAAACAGGAUUGUUCGGUUUUACAAAUCAGUGAAGAAGGAAUCUGAGGAGAGGUUGCAGGAUGGUGCUAAUCAGAAGCCACAGUUCAGUUUACGGUCCCUAGCUCGAGCACUCAAUUAUACCAAGAUGGCUGAAAAGAGAUUUGGAUUCAAAAAAGCCCUUUAUGAUGGCUUUUGCAUGUUCUUUCUUACUCUUUUAGAUGCCCCCAGUGCUGCCAUUAUGCACGACUUGAUAUUGUCGAACUUGUUAUCAGGUGGCAUGCCUCAUGAUAUCCCUUUUAAUAGUUAUUUUUCUGGAGAUUUGGCUCCUCUUUAUGCUUCCCAGAUAAAGUCUUUCGUGGAAAAUUAUGUUCUUACAAAUACUGUUAAAGUGCAUCUUAAAAACCUUGCCCGUGCCUUCUACAUUAAGAGGUAUCCUGUUCUUCUGCAGGGACCCACAUCCAGUGGAAAAACUAGUCUUGUUCAGUAUCUAGCUUCAGUUACUGGUCAUGAAUUUGUCCGCAUCAACAAUCAUGAACACACUGAUCUCCAGGAAUAUUUUGGUUCAUACAUAACCGACUCUCAUGGUAGGCUUCAGUUCCAAGAAGGUGUGCUGUUGAAGGCUGUUCGGAAGGGAUAUUGGAUUGUCUUGGAUGAACUUAAUCUUGCUCCAUCUGAUGUAUUGGAAGCAUUAAAUAGGCUUCUAGAUGAUAAUAGAGAAUUGUUUGUGCCUGAACUACAAGAAACAAUAUCGGCACAUCCAGACUUUAUGCUGUUUGCCACGCAGAAUCCUCCAACUAUAUAUGGUGGACGAAAAAUGCUCUCAAGGGCCUUCCGCAACCGUUUUCUGGAGAUUCAUGUUGAUGAAAUUCCUGAUGAUGAAUUGACAACUAUUCUAGAGAAAAGAUGCUGCAUUCCGGCAAGUUAUGCCUCAAGAAUGGUUGAGGUAAUGAAAGAUCUGCAGUUGCAUAGGCAAAGCAGUAAAGUGUUUGCUGGAAAGCAUGGUUUCAUAACACCACGGGAUUUGUUUCGUUGGGCUAACCGAUUUAGGUUUUUUGGCAAUUCAUAUGAGGACUUGGCUAAGGAUGGGUAUUUUCUUCUCGCUGAAAGAUUGAGAGAAGAGAAUGAGAAGAAUGUUGUGAGGGAGGUGCUGGAACGUCGACUAAAUGUGAAACUACUAAUCAAUGACUUAUACAAAGCGGGACGAGGUGAGGUUGAUGCUGCACUAAAGUCCGCAGAACAAACAACAGAUAUUGGGGACUUGGCAAGAGUUACGUGGACCCAAAGUUUGUGGAAAUUAUAUUUCCUUGUUGAGCGCUGCUAUAGAUUGCGUGAACCAGUACUUUUAGUUGGUGAUACUGGGGGAGGGAAAACCACAGUAUGCCAGUUAUUGAGCAUUGUCCUGGGAUCAAGAAUGCACAUUUUAAACUGUCACCAAUACACAGAGACUUCAGAUUUUGUUGGGGGUUUCCAUCCCGUAAGAGAGAGACCAAGAUUAGCUUUGGAAUUCAGACAAUGUAUUGGAAGGAUGAAAGAAUCCAAUUUUUUUCUUCACUUGUCUGAGAAUCUUGAGUUAUCAUCUGACAUAUCUCAGGCCUCUUUGACUUUAUGCUAUUUGAACAAAAUAGAAGCUACAUAUAAUGAAGAUCCUCCAUUAUAUCCUGUCGUCACAAAAGUUGAUUUUGAAAUUUUUGAGAAGAUCAAGUUGGAACUCCUGGAACUUCAUCACAGAUGGCAGACCAUCUUUAUUUGGCAGGACGGCCCACUUGUUCAAGCAAUGAAGGCUGGUGAUCUAUUCCUUGUAGACGAGAUCUCUUUGGCUGAUGAUAGUGUACUAGAACGCCUGAACAGUGUCUUGGAACCAGAAAGGAAGCUGUUAUUAGCUGAAAAAGGGGGAUCUAUUCCAGAGACAAUAACAGCUCAUCCUAAUUUUUUCAUUCUUGCAACGAUGAAUCCUGGUGGUGAUUAUGGGAAGAAAGAACUUUCUCCAGCACUCCGAAACCGAUUCACUGAGAUAUGGGUUCCGCCAGUUAGUGAUGUUGAUGAGCUUAAAUGCAUUGCCUUUGAAAGGUUGUAUAAACCUGGUCUGAAAUGCCUUGUAAAUUGCAUGCUGAAUUUCUGGCAGUGGUUCAACAUGCUGAAAACUGGAAGGAUGCUUACGGUGAGAGAUCUUUUGUCCUGGAUUUCGUUUAUAAAUAUGACUGAAGGAAGCCUCGGCUCAGAACAUGCAUUCUUACAUGGUGCCUUCCUAGUUAUGCUUGAUGGUCUUAGUGUGGGCACUGGAAUGUUAAAAAGUGAGGCUUUAAUGUUGAGAGAAUCUUCAUUGCAUCUUCUUAUUGAGGAAUUGAAGGUAUCCGGUUUGGGUUUUAGCAACUCUCGUUUUUAUGAAAUGGAUAACUAUGGUUGGGGUGAUUUUAUGAAGCGUACAGACGCAUCAUUAACAAACAAUGCUCCUUCUGAAAACAUUUUCGGAAUCGAUCCUUUCUUCAUAGAUAAAGGUCAAGAUAACUGUAAGGAUGAAGGUUUUGAAUUCAGGGCACCUACCACUCAUAGAAAUAUUUUGCGAGUUUUGCGUGCUAUGCAACUUCCUAGGCCUGUCCUAUUGGAAGGAAGUCCUGGUGUUGGUAAAACGAGUCUAGUUAUUGCACUGGCACAACAUUCUGGGCACACUGUGGUGCGGAUUAACCUCUCUGAACAGACGGAUAUGAUGGAUCUCUUGGGCUCGGACUUGCCAGUUGAGACUGAGAAUCGAAUGGAAUUUUGCUGGGUUGAUGGCAUCCUUCUCCAGGCAUUAAAGAAUGGAUAUUGGGUACUACUAGAUGAAUUAAAUCUUGCUCCACAAUCUGUAUUAGAGGGUCUGAAUGCUAUUUUAGAUCACCGUGCUGAAGUUUAUAUUCCAGAAUUGGGCAUAACAUUUAAAUGUGCAGCAUCAUUUAGGAUUUUCGCUUGUCAAAAUCCCUCAUCUCAGGGCGGUGGGAGGAAAGGCCUUCCUAAGUCUUUUUUGAAUCGCUUUACUAAGGUUCAUGUGGAUGAGUUGGCAGCUGAGGAUUAUCUUUUCAUCUGUCAAUCAAGAUAUCCAUCAAUCCCAUCAUUACUUCUUUCUAAAUUAAUUACCUUUAAUACUCGACUUUAUGAGGAUACCAUGGUACAUUGUAAGUAUGGUCAAGACGGUUCUCCUUGGGAAUUCAAUCUGCGGGAUGUCAUUCGGUCAUGUGAGAUUAUACAAGGUUCUCCCAGUAAUGCCAUGUUUGAGAGCUUUUUAAACAUUGUAUAUCUUCAGAGGAUGCGCUCUGCAGAAGAUCGAAGAGAAGUUUUGAAGGUUUAUGAGGAGGUCUUUGGUCUGAAACCUUCUAUAUCUCAAUUUCCAGAAGUAUGCAUCAAUCCACAAUAUUUGGUUUUUGGUAGUGCUCGUGUUGAAAGAAAUCAUUGUCAACCAACAAAGGCUUUCAAGAGUCAGCUCAAUCUCUUGCCAGGGUUUUCCCAAUGUUUGGAAGCAAUCACUCAUUGUGUACAGAGGCAGUGGUUGUGCAUUUUAGUUGGUCCAUCUUCUUCGGGGAAGACUUCGGUGAUACGGUUGCUAGCUCAACUGACAGGAAAUGUCUUGAAUGAACUGAAUCUUUCUUCAGGGACAGAUGUUUCUGAAUUGCUUGGUUGUUUUGAGCAAUACAAUUCCUUCCGAAAUUAUAAAGCUUUAAUGUCCCAAAUUGAACGAUAUGUUGAUGAAUAUUUUAGUAUAGGGCUGGAGACAAACUGGAAAGAUUUUAUACAUGAAAGGAAGAGUCUGUUUGCAAAGUGGUUUUCUUUCUUUUCAUCCCAUAAUCCUUCAAAGUUUACUUCUUCAUUUGCCUCUUCAUGGAUGGGUGAAUCCUCCAGGUCCAUUGACCCUUUAGUUGAUAUAAUUAAACAACUACAACAUGAUCUUAACAUGUUCUCUUUGCCCGUUUCUUAUUCAUGCACGGAUCUAGAUAAAUCUCUAAAAGUUAUUCAAGUUUUACAUAAAAACCGGCUUGUGCAACCUUCAGCCAAGUUUGAAUGGGUAACUGGAAAUUUAGUCAAGGCCAUUGAACUUGGUGAAUGGGUUGUAUUGGAUAAUGCAAAUCUCUGCAACCCCACAGUCCUCGAUAGAAUCAACUCUCUGGUAGAACCAAAUGGAUCUAUUACAAUUAAUGAAUGUGGUCUUGUCGAUGGGAAGCCUUUAGUACUUGAUGCUCACUCUAGAUUUCGGAUGUUUAUCACUAUAGAUCCUAAAUAUGGUGAAGUCUCCAGAGCAAUGCGGAAUAGAGGGAUUGAAAUAUUUAUGCUCCAACCAGAGUGGUUACCAGUCGAAUUAAACACCACAUUUGAGGACAUGGAAGUAAAUAGUGUGAAGAGGUUCUUAACUCUAUCCGGCAUUCCCAUGCACAAAAUGGUAUUGGCAAUGAGUGAGGCACAUUUGUCUGCAAGAACUGCAGGGUUAAAUCUUGGUGUCCGCAUCACACUUCUUGAACUUGCUCGCUGGGUUCAGUUGUUCCAGCAGCUUAUCAUGAAUGGGAAUGAUCCCAUGUGGAGCCUUCAAUUAAGUUGGGAGCAUACUUAUCUAGCAGCAUUGGGUGAGCUGGGAGGGAUAGAGGUGGUUACGCAGGGGAAGAUUUCAUACUUGUCUGAUACUGAAUUGUACAGAAUAGAUCCACUUUCAGGUUGCUCUUUAUCAUUAGCUGGUGGAUGGCCAUUGCCCUAUACACUUAAGAAUUUUGUGCACUACUCAAGGGAAUCCUGUGUACAACAAAAUUUCUUGUAUUUGGAGUUCCUAAGUUCUCAAUGUGCUUCUUAUUGCGUAAGUAAUACUGCUAAUUUGUCUUCAGGGAGCGAGAGACUCUUCCCGGCCAUUUUACCAGUAGAGAUGCUGAAUCAACAUUUAUUCCCAAAAGUUCAGCAUGGUCAUAUGCAGGCGAUAUUUGAUUUGGUACAAGCUAAUCAGAUGUUAUUCUUUGCUGCUAACUGGACAAUUGAACAUGCAACAGAAAGUGAUCUUGAUUUGUAUAUUGGGUGGUUUAGAUGGUACCAUAAGAAACUGCAGCCAUAUUGUUGUUUCUUUGAGUCAUUCUGUAUGAUUCUUGAGCAGGAAAGGGAUCAUCCCAUUUGGAAGUGUAUUCGAAAGUGCCGGAUGGAGUUGCUUGCUCAUAAUGGAAUUAACAUUGAUAUGCAUCCCAUUCCACUGCUUUCACUGAAGUUAGUGGAUUUUUCUAUUUCAGACUCACUCCUUUUGAAUAGCCAACAUUGUCUUAUUAAUGCAAUUCAUUGUGUAAGCUUGUUGAGGCGUACUUAUCAACAGUGGAAUACUGAAAUAGCAUUUUCAUCAACUGAAGAUACAUUCAAGUGUGCAAUGCAACGAAUAUUGUUCUCUCUGAGGCAACUAGAAAGUGAGGUGCUGAACCAUAUUACAAACUUUAAUGACCUGUUCCAUGAAUACUUGUUCUUUGUAGAAUUGCAUACUCUGUUCUGGGAAAAUGUUCAAUCAUCUCAUUUUGAACACCUGCCUACAAUUUGGAGUUGGCUAAAGAAGAAAGCAAUAAAAUUUCAGCCAAGAUUUCCUGAAGCUGUAGGUGCAUUUUUGGUUGAAGGUCUAAAUCUUAAAUUUGCACCUGGAUGGAAAUUUGACUACACAUCACCCACAUUAUGGGUGCAUGGGGGGCAUCCUUUUAUUCCAUCCUCUUCAGAUAUAUUUUACAAACUGAAACAAAUAACUGGAAUUUGUGAGGCAAUUUGGCAAACACGAAGGCUGUCUGAGGAAAUUCACGAAGAUGAAAAUUCAAAGCUUGAUGCUAUCAUUUCAACCAAUACUGAUCUUAGGCGCCUGGCAACAGAAGGAGUUAGUAUGUCAAUAUAUAUCGCAACCAAGUGCAACCAAUAUGAUGAUCAGUGCUUGUGCCAGUUGAAUGAGAUAUAUCUGAGCAUUUUGAGUAGAUUUGAAAAUGAAAGAAGAUUUUUGGAAUCAAAUUUCAGGUCUGCACAAAAUGGGCAGGCUCCUUCUGCGCGAUGUUUAAAAAGAACGUGCUGUGUUUUCGCUUCAGAGAUUUUAUGCAGGAAAUCAUGUUUUGAUAGUUGGUUGGUCAUUCUUCUCUUGCUUAAUAGAAGGAGCCUGUCCCUCGAUAUCAACUUGCUCUUGAAGUUAUCAAAUACUGCCUUGGUUGAUGCUGGGCAGGCUCUUCCCUGUUUUUCUGAUCUUCUUCAACAUGCUCUGGACUAUUCUUUGGAUAACUCAUCAAGGUCACCUGCUGACUUUUCUCCACACCAGACAUUUUUGUGGAUUUUUGAUGCUGGAGGUUCAAUAGAUUCAGUACAUCCAAAAAUUUCCAGUUUAAUUCUUGAAAUGUGGUUUAGAUGGCAUUCUUCUUUGUGGAAUUGCUUCUCUGAACGAGCCAAGAGUUAUCCCAUGCUAAAGGGAUUAGUUUAUGAAUUGUUUCCAACUAGAAUACAAAUUUUAGGCUUCAUCCUCCAAGGUGUUUUUCCAAUUAAAGACUUUGAUGUUAACUGCUUGAAACUUAGAGCCUUGUCUAGAGCUCUUUGGCAAGAUUCUCCUCUACAGGAUAGCUUGAUUAAUGUUCUCUUAUCUUCAGCUAAUUGCCUAUUUAAACAGAUCCUUUUUGUACAUGAAAAACAUUUUGAUAAAGAUGUAUUUGCGAAGAUCAAAUCAAUUCUAUUCGAAUUGACGAACCGUGAUGCAAGGGAUGAAGAGCUACAAUCUUUGAGAUCAUUGAUUUUGUCUUCAAACCAUGCCCUGCUCUCUUCACUUAUGGAGUCUGUUAUACAACCUUUGCUUGAAGGACUAUAUAUGGGACGCUCAUCAAAUGGUAGUUUUGUAGACUUCUGUAGCCUUGGCCAAGCAUGGGUGCACCUUGGGAUACUACGUUUCCAUCUAUUAUUAAACCCAGAUGGUCAUGAUCCGGUUGCAAAGAGUGCUUUGAAGCAUUCAUGGAUACUACGGAGGAUGUCCCUUCUUGAACUUGAAAAAAAGGUACGAAGAGAAUGUGAGCUUCUAUCUCAAAAAAGCAGUGACAGAGUUGAUGAGAGAAUUAGAGAAUCUCAAGAUAAGUUGGAGAUGGAAGAGAAACGAGCGCGAGCGAAGGUUGUUUUUCGCCCAGAACCUUCAAAAUAUAAAAAGCUGAAAUUAGAAUGCACUAAUUUUCUUGAGCUUCUUGUAUCUUGUUCGUUGCUGCUAAAAACUGUCAGAUGCAAUAUAGAUAUUGACACUAUGAUUGAGAUGGAAAAGAACUGGCAGGUCACCGCCAAAUCCUUUAUUAAUAGAUUGUCUGAAGAUUUUGCUGAAUACAUUGACUUGGUCCAACCAAUUCAGGUUGCUGUGUAUGAAAUCAAGCUUGGCAUGUCAUUGGUCAUAUCUGGUGUUCUGGAAAGAGAAUAUUUGAAGAAGAUUGGAAUAAAUAAAUUAGAUACUAUUUUGCCUCCAUUGUGUUCUCUUAUGCAGUUUCCUAAAGUGUUGCCAGUCAGGCGUAAUCUUAUAACUCUUACGAACUUAUCUAGACCGAAACUGAAAGCCUGUGAAAAUACUGGCUGUGAAAGACUGCAAAUUCUUGACAUAAACCUACUGAACUCUUUGAUUGUUAUUUCCAAUGAACAACAAUCAAUUAUUUGCCACAUUGCUUUCCUUCAUAUCGCUCUCACUAUAAGCAGUUCUCUAGUUAUGGACAAGGGUUCUUUCUUGCUUUUGAAUGAGAUAUUUCGACGCUUUUCAAGCUUUUGGAUGGGGAUGAAAUCUAAUGCAAAAGCAUCAAAAGAAGAGGAAACUCAAUAUUAUAAGUUUAGGCCCCGUUCUAUCACAUUGGAUGAUGUUGUGAAUGGAGAUAUUUCUUCAUUUGGUAUGUUGGAAUCAGGUGGGGAUCUUUCAUCUGAGUGGCAAGAAUUGUUAAUGGAGCAAGAAUUCUCUAAAGUGAAGGAAUCUCCAAAGGAAGUUGGAAAUGUUGAAGAAGACUGGUCCUUGAUUCCUGAUUCGAUUUUGAGGAGUUUGGUGAAAGUUCAUGAUCAGUUAUUUGGGUCAGGAAAUCUUCUUAAAUGUCCUGGUGUUUGCCUAAUCACCGAUGAGGAAAGACUGCUUUUAUUUAUGGACUCCUACAGGCUAGGAACAACAAUCUUAGAAGGUUUUCAAUCACUAACCUCCUCGAUCAUGGAUGACAGCCUACUUCCAGAACAUCUUCUACGUGUGUGUCUAGCGUAUCAAUGGUCGUCUGGCAGUAAAUCUGCUCAUUCUUAUAAUGUAUACAAGGAUUCAAAUGCUGAUGUCAUGUUCAAAAUGGUAGAACCACUAACUGCCAUCCAAAGUAAGGUUAAAUCAUUCCUAGUAGAGUGGCCAGACCAUCCUGGUCUUAUGAAAAUAAUGGAGAUCACUGAAACACUUUUGGAUGUUCCACCAUGCACCCCUUUAUCAAAAGCUCUGCCUGGAUUGCAACUUCUUGCUGGUAAAAUUCAUUUCCUUCAAGAAAAUGAUUCCAGGUUUUUUUUUAAAGAUGAGAUGCAACUAUUGUAUACUACAAUAUCGUCAUGGCAAAAGCUUGAGGUAGACUCAUGGCCUACAUUACUUGAUGGAGUUAGUGAGCAACAUGAGGUGAAUGCUACAAAGCUAUGGUUUCCUCUGUAUGGUGUUCUUCAUCGUAGUUUUUCUGGUGAUGCCAAAGUUGAUGAUUUGCUAACAAUACAAAGUGUCGAGGAGUUUAUUUGUACAUCUACUGUAGGGGAAUUCAAGAAGCGUCUUUUUCUUCUUCUUGCUUUCCAUGGACAACUUAAAGAUGGUAUUCACUUGCAAGUUUAUUCUAGUCCUCAUGCGGAAGAAAACCUGAAAAUUCUGUAUAAUACUUUUGGAUAUUAUGUGCAAUUCCUUCCAAGAGUAUUGGAACACAUUGAAGCUGGUAAAGGAAGUGUAGAAAAAGACUUGAAGGAGUACCUGAAGCUUUUCAGUUGGGAACAUCCUUGUGCUCGCGUAUCUAUAGAGAAUUUCAGGAGGACUCGACAAAAAAUAUGGAAACUCAUUCAAAAGUUCAAUGUUGUCUUGCAAGAACCAGUAAUGGUUGUUCUUAAUGAAGAGGCAAAAUUAAAAAGACAGGAACCCGUUUGGCUUGAGCAGAACUUAUCUGGUAAAGGCAAACUAGAUGUAAUGGAGCUGCAGUUUCCGAUUGAUCUUGUAAAGCUCAGGAGUACAGAAAGGUUCCUAUGGUUUGGUGACUGGAAAAACAAAACAAAUUCAACCUUUGAAAAUUUCUAUGAUGGAAAAAGCAAUAGAUUGUGCAUUUCUUCUGAAUACAUAUGCAAGAAUCUUAAGGUGGUAUGGGAUGAGGGAUGGAAUGCGCUUGAAAGAAUUUGCCAACAUGCGGCUGGAUUUUCUCAUGUUUGGAAGCAGGAAACAAGAAAUCUUAGGAAAAGGAGAGCAUUAAGCGAUUUUCUACAAGUUUUGGAAAAAUGUGGGCUAUCAAGGCACAAAUUGGUUGAUUUACAGGAACAUAAAUCAGGGCAGCCUAGUAGCUCAUUUCUUCAGCCAUCAUAUGACAUGCAACAUCUUCUAGUGCAAGCGUGCCCUUCAUCAACUGAUGCCAGUACCUGUCUUCCCAACAAGGCUGAAAAACGCAUUGAUGUUAGAUGCGCUCAUAUAUGGGAAGUUGCAAACAGAUUCUAUUUUAAAAGCUUAAGUAUGAUUCAACAGUUGUAUGAACUUCAAACCUGUUUCAGUAAGGACCUUACUUUAGAACUGGUGAAUCACCUAGUAUCUUAUAUAGAACACUUGGUUGUAAUUCAAAGGGACCAACGAUCUGUUGUUUAUUAUGUCUCUGAGCAGCUUAAAAAACUAUGGCAACAGUGCUACUCAUUAGGCAGCAUUGGAACAGGUAGUCAUUGUUCCUUGUCCGCACAUCAAUACCUUAUAUGGAAACACAUGUGGCAACAGAAGGAUCUUUUCGAUAGCUUUCUUUCCUUUUCGAAAGAUAUGAAAGUUUUCCUUUUAACUGUCAAGAAGUGUCAUAUGGAUGCUUGCAAUAAAAUCAGUGCUGAAGCUGACGUCAUAUCUGCUAUUUUUGAUAAGUUCGUCCCUUUGUUUAUGCAGUCAAAGGAUGAGUUGGAUUGUUACCUUCUUGGUAGCAGUGGAGUUGUUAUAACUUCAAAUACAUACACACCUUCUAUUGUUUCCAUGCAAAUGGAAGAAUUUGUUAGGCACAACUACCAUAUUAUUAACACAUUGGAAGAAGCUGUUCAUGGCAUACAAAAGGGUUAUCCUGAAUCUAUUAAAGAUUCUUUGUUAAAUCGUCUCAAAGAGAUCAUCAACGAGGGAAACAAAGAAAUGACAGCUUUCAACGCUGAAGUGGAGGCAAAUAAACAAAAAAUGCCUGAUGAUCACUCAUUUAAUAUGCUGAGUACUUCAUUCUUUGAUGCUUUUGAGCGCACACACAAAGCAAUUAUUGAAGCAUUUGGAAAAAUAGACCCUACUCUUGCUGAUCAAGCUAGUAGUGUAGUUUUUUCCAUGGAAGAAAUAACCUCAUGGAAGAACAUUUUUAAAUCGUACAUGGCAAAUUUACAUCUGGACCAAAUUCAUGAUGGUUUACUUGAAACAAUCACUGCAGCGAAUCACCUGGUGGAGUGUGCUGGUAUUCAGAAUCCUGAACUGUGCUCUCAAAUAGGAAUAUGGUUAAAGCGUCUUCAUCUAUUGCUCAAACUCUUACUUGAAUUCUGUGAGGGAAUCCUAUUUGAGUUUUUAGAUGCGCAUAGAACAAUUGCUGAAAUGACAAAUGUUCUUGCUUAUAUAUUUACCUUGCUAUUAUAUAAAGGCUUUGGUGCCAUCGAAGAUCAAACUGAAAAUACUGUCCAAGGAUCACGGGAUUGUAGUGGUACUGGUAUGGGAGAAGGUGAAGGCGUAAAUGACGUUAGUGAUCAAAUAGAAGAUGAAGCUCAAUUAACUGGAACUUCUGAAAAGGAUGUACCUGAUGGUUCUGAAAAAGUACCAACUGGUAGGGAUAGAGGCAUAGAAAUGGAUGAAGAUUUUGCUGCUGAUUCCUUCAGUGUUAGUGAGGACUCGGAGAGUUAUGAUGAUGGGGAUGAUGGGGAGGAUUUGAACAUAGAAUCAAAAGUGGGCGAAACUGGAGAUACAGACAAAAUUGUUGAUGAGAAGCUUUGGGACAAGGAAAGUGACGCAGAACCUGAAAACUCUUUUGAAAAGUAUCAGUCAGGCCCAUCUGUUGAAGAGAUGGAUACUAGAGGUAGGGAACUCAGAGCUAAACAGGAGGAUACCCCUGCAGUUGAAGAGUCUGAUCAGUGUGACAAGCAUGGAUCUGAUGGACUAAAUGAGGAGCAAAAAGAUUCUCCUGUUGGUGAAAAUAAUGUUGAUGAUAUGAUACUGGAUGAAAAUGCUGCAGUUGAAGACCAAACUGGAAUACAGUCUACGAAACAAGAAAAUUUUCAAGAAGACAAUGAUAUGGAGGAGACUCAAGGUUCAGGUAAUAUGGAUGAGGGAGAUGCUAUUCCUGAUGAAUCUGAUAAGGAAAUUGGGGAUGAUGAUUUAUCAAAUCACACUGAUCAUAUGGAUGAAGAAAAUGCUGCUCUUGCUGAAGAAGGACAUGAUACUAAUGAUAAUCCAGAGAAUAAAGAUAACAAAAAUGUAGAGCUGGAGACAAGUAUAAAGGUUCCUGAAUCAGAUAAGUUCGACUCAAUUGAGUAUCCUCAGAAUACAGUAGAUAUGGUCAACCAACUGCAGGCCCCUUUCAGUGUAAAUUCAAGCUUAGAACCAGCGAUGUGUUGGUCUGAUAAUAAUUGUAGUGAUAUGAACAAUUGCAUUGCACCUUCUAGUAUUUCAAAGGAUGAACACGCAAAUCUACAGGUUUUGAUGCCCAACUCAAGUGAUUCUUCUAAGUUAGCUCCUGAUAAACCACAACCCCAGAGUACCCAAGGUGAGGCUAAAUCCAGACACUUGAAAGAGACCAACCCGUUUAGGAGCAUAGGGCAAGCCUUGGAAAACUGGAAAGAAAAAGUUGCAGUACUAGAUGAUCUCCUAGAAGAACAAUUUUCUAAUCCUGAUUAUAUGAAUGAGGGUGAAAGUGCUACCGAGUUUAGAUAUGUAUCUGAAGGAGAAAAAAGUACAUCUCAAGCUCUUGGGCCUGCAACAGCUGAUCAGAUUAAAAAUAAUGUGGAUGGAAACAAAAGCCAUGAGAUCCAAAUUGAUAACAUGAAGGAGCAUCAUGAUGAAAUGAAAGAAGAACAUCCUGAAACAAAAUCCCUUAGGACUGCGAAUGCUGCAAUCUUUAGUGAGAAGCAUAUUGAAGAAUUGCCGGAAACAGCAGCUGGAAGUGAAGCCCCUUUUGAAGGAUUGCAGCAUGGUUACACUGGAAACAUUUUUUCUGGAGAUGUUGUCUCAUUCAGAAGCUCAUACAUUAAUGAGAAAAUUUUACCUCUUGUUAGUGAUGUUAUUGGUAUGGAUCUAUCAAGAUCUGUAGAUAAUGAACAGAUUACUGGCAAUAUGAACCAGAAAGCUAUUGCGGAUUGGAGAAGAUAUGAACUGGCCACCACCAGGUUGUCCCAAGAAUUGGCUGAACAACUUCGUGUUGUUUUGGAACCUACUCUUGCCAGCAGACUUCAAGGUGAUUAUAAGACUGGGAAGCGAAUAAACAUGAAAAAGGUUAUUCCAUACAUUGCUAGCCAUUUCCGGAGGGAUAAGAUUUGGUUGAGGCGAACCAAACUCAAUAAACGUGAUUACCAGGUGGUGAUUGCAAUUGAUGAUUCACGUAGUAUGUCUGAAGGCAAUUGCAGUAAUUUCGCGAUUGAAGCUUUGGUGACAGUAUGUCGUGCAAUGUCACAAGUUGAAGUAGGACAAUUUGCAGUUGCAAGCUUUGGUGAAAAGGGUAACAUUACACUUCUUCACGACUUUAAUCAGCCUUUCAGUGGGGAAGCUGGAGUCAAUGUGAGUACAGGAGCAUCUCUUGAUACCAUAAAUGUUUUACUCUUAAAAAAACAUUUCUUGAUAUGCUUAUUCGUCUAUUUGCUACAGAUGAUCUCUAGCUUGUCAUUCCAACAAGACAAUACCAUAACUGAUGAACCAGUGGUUGAUCUGUUGAAGUACUUGACCAACAUGCUUGAUGCUGCAGUUAUAAAAGCACGUUCACCUUCAGGGCAAAAUCCUAUUCACCAACUUAUUUUGAUCAUAGCUGAUGGCAAAUUCCAUGAAAAGGAAAACUUGAGGCGCUGUGUUCGUAAUGUCUUGAACAGAAAGCGAAUGAUCGCAUUUAUACUUCUAGAUAGUCCGCAAGAAUCUAUAACGGACUUAAUGGAAGCAUGCUUUGAAGGCCAAACUCUUACUUUUAAGAAGUACUUGAAUGCUUUUCCUUUUCCUUACUAUAUUGUCUUGAAGAACAUUGAAGCGCUACCACGUACUCUAGCUGAUCUACUUAGACAGUGGUUUGAGCUUAUGCAAAGCAUGGGUGAGUGAAUUCUGUCGCCAAAUGUCUUUUUCAACCUACAACGAAGCUAGCAGCAAUUCUUGUUGAAGGAAGCUGUUUGAACCCUGCCAUUAUUUUUGCUCAGAUGACAAUUUUUUUGUGUCAACUCCCAUGUCGAAGUUAAUGCAUGCUUUUAAAAAUGAAACGGGAUAGGACCUGUUUCAUAAUAACAUUCUUGUAGUUGCAAACAAAGUAACAGUAAAUGUAUACUUACCUUAAACUGUCUUAUUUAUAUAAUGCCAUUAUUUUUCACCAAAUGUUGGGAACUAAAGCUUUAGUAUUUUCAAUGAAAAGUGUUUAUAAUGAUUA